AAACUUCUAACAUGUCUGAAGAAACUGCAGUGGAGAAAAUGGAUUCUGGUAAGCAUCCUUCCGAAGAGAGCACCAUGCCAUUAGAAGCUAAACGCCCUCGCAACUCUGAGAAUGUGGAGCCGACAUCACCAACUUCUGAAAAGAAAGCAGAGGCUGGAAAACUCUGGGGUGGUAGAUUUUCUGGGAAAAUUGAUCCUAUCAUGGAAAAGUUCAAUGCUUCUAUUAGUUAUGAUAAACGAAUGUGGGAAGAGGACCUUCAGGGCAGUGUGGCUUAUGCGAAGGCCAUCCAGAGAAUUGGACUGCUUUCUGAAAAAGAAUGUGAUCUCAUCGUUGAAGGACUUCACAAGAUUCUUGUUGAAUGGAGAGAAAAGAAAUUUGAACUGCAUCCCUCUGACGAAGACAUACAUACGGCAAAUGAACGUCGCUUGAAGGAGCUUAUCGGUGAAGUUGGUGGGAAGUUACAUACAGGUCGAAGCCGAAACGACCAAGUUGCCACUGAUCUUAGACUCUGGAUGAAAAAGGCCAUCAAGCAACAAAGGAAAUACUUAAAACAACUCAUUACAAUCUUCCUUGAUCGUGCUGAAAGGGAAAUUGAUGUCCUUAUGCCUGGCUACACUCAUUUGCAGAGAGCCCAGCCUAUUCGAUGGAGCCAGUGGUUACUAAGUUUUACCUGGAUGUUGCAACGAGAUGUCGAUCGUUUUCUGCAACUGUAUAAACGAGUUGACAAGCUACCUUUGGGCAGUGGUGCCAUUGCUGGACAUCCAUUUGGUGUUGACCGAGACUUUUUGGCUAAAGAAUUGGGCUUCUCCGACAUUACCGGGAACAGCUGUGAUGCUGUAAGUGAUCGGGAUUUUGUAAUUGAGUUUAUGUUCACAUCGUCCCUCAUAUCAACUCACCUCAGCCGUUGGGCCGAAGAUCUGAUAAUCUACUGCACUAAAGAGUUUAAUUUCAUCUCCUUGUCCGAUGCUUACAGUACCGGAAGCAGUUUGAUGCCACAGAAGAAGAAUGCUGACAGUCUGGAAUUGAUACGUGGCAAAUCUGGCAGAAUCUUUGGCUAUUAUUCCGGUUUCAUGAUGACGAUGAAGGGAACACCAAGUACCUACAACAAAGAUUUCCAGGAAGACAAAGAAGCAGUGUUUGAAGUUCACGACACCAUGAGUGGGUUACUUCAGGUGGCCGCUGGGGUACUGCAAACCCUCACCAUCAAUACUGACAAGAUGGAAGCAGCUCUGAGUCCAGACAUGUUGGCUACAGACCUUGCCUACUACUUAGUCAGGAAAGGGAUCCCGUUCCGUGAGGCUCAUUCCCUCUCCGGGAAGUGUGUGUCUAUGGCUGAAGAGAAGCAGCUCCCGCUUUCCUCUCUAACUCUCAAAGAUCUUAAAACCGUAAGUUCUUCUUUCGACUCUGAUGUGCAGAACGUGUGGGACUAUAAACACAGCGUGGAGCAGUACAAGAGCCAUGGAGGAACAAGCUGGGAAAGUGUCUCAUGGCAAAUUAAACAACUCCGCCUUUGGCUGAUGAAAGUUUAAAGUUCUUGAACUCACCCUGUGCUCUCUCCCACCCCCAACUCCUUCUCCUUCAUUUUAAAUUCGUCCAUAAAAGUUUUGUCAAAAUUCAUUAUGAAAAACGUUUAGAAUUAUUAUUUUUUUUUGUAAAUUACAAAUUAAGAGUAAAUUUUUAAAUUCAUUAUACUGUCCUUGCAAAAAAAAAAAUCUUCCAUAAAUAUAAUUUUUUUUUCCUUUGAAAAUAUUCGAGAGAAAUAAAGUAUUUUGUAGCUCUA
Messenger RNA from Octopus bimaculoides (California two-spot octopus), 1780 nucleotides. RefSeq names its product argininosuccinate lyase. Gene Ontology annotation, molecular function: argininosuccinate lyase activity. The record is from RefSeq and is a predicted model, not a curated record. Gene Ontology annotation, cellular component: cytosol. NCBI's taxonomy places the organism in Eukaryota, Metazoa, Mollusca, Cephalopoda, Octopoda, Octopodidae.